AUGGCCACCCAGACAAGAGAACACGGUGGCCACCAUCAUCACCACCAUCAUCACCAUCAUGGCAGUAAUGUCUACCUCACAUCGACCGACAAACACGAUGCUGGAGUUCGCAUCACGCGGAUAGGCCUGGUUGCCAACCUGUGUAUGGCCAUUGGUAAAUUCAUCGGUGGCUACGUGUUCCAUUCCCAAGCUCUCAUCGCCGAUGCCUACCACGCCCUCACCGAUUUGGUUUCGGACAUCUUGACCUUGGCUACGGUUGCUUGGUCCCUGAAACCGCCGUCGGAACGGUUUCCCAACGGCUAUGGCAAGAUUGAGAGUAUCGGAGCUCUGGGUGUGAGCGGGUUGUUACUGUGUGGCGGUGUCUUCAUGGGUCUCAACUCGGGGCAGGUCCUACUACACCAAUUCUAUCCGGAGAUUGCUGAAGUAAUUGCGCACGUGGGAGCCUUGGGACACGGCCACUCGCAUAGCCAUGGGGUCGAGGCGCUCGGCCCGAGCAUCCAUGCUGCAUGGCUGGCUGCUGGUUCGAUCGUGGUCAAAGAGUGGCUUUACCAUGCGACUAUGAAGGUUGCCACGGAACGCAAGUCAUCAGUCUUGGCUUCUAAUGCCGUUCACCACCGAAUCGACUCCCUGACCAGCGUUGUUGCUCUUUUUACCAUUGGUGGAUCAUACAUGUUUCAGGAUGCUUCGUGGCUGGAUCCCGUCGGAGGACUUCUCAUCUCACUAAUGGUCAUCAAGGCCGGAUGGGCUAAUACCAAGACUUCGCUUCUGGAGCUGGCAGACACCACUGUGGAUGACGAUGUGAAGGAGUCGGUGCACAAAGCUGCUAGCAAGGCAUUGGCUCUGUUGGACAACGGCGGAUCCCUCAAGGUCCGUGAUGUUCAGGGUAUGAAGUCGGGGCAGAACUAUCUCAUGGAUGUUGAGGUUGCAGUGCCGGGCACGUGGCCCAUUAAUCGCGCUCGCCAGGCGGAAGAGGCAAUGCGCACUGCUGUUGGAGAACGAGUCCGCGGUGUGAAGCGGGUCAAAGUCCGAUUCAUUCCCCUUGAGCAUGAGGAGUUGACCUUUACUGAAGAGUUCAUCCCCGCCGAGGUUACCUCACGGGCGCGUCCGGAACCGGAAGACGGGAACGAGCAUGAACACGAGCACGAGCACGAGCACGAAGCUCGCAAAGAUCGGUAG
Molecule: messenger RNA, 1176 nt
Organism: Aspergillus saccharolyticus JOP 1030-1
Lineage: Eukaryota; Fungi; Ascomycota; Eurotiomycetes; Eurotiales; Aspergillaceae
Product: cation diffusion facilitator family transporter
Exons: 2
Coding region: 1-1176 (391 amino acids)
Biological process (GO): monoatomic cation transport; transmembrane transport
Cellular component (GO): membrane
Molecular function (GO): monoatomic cation transmembrane transporter activity
Source: RefSeq, a predicted model, not a curated record